AAAAGGAAGGUCAGGAUCAUCAUCAUCAUCAACAACAACAACAACAACAACAACAACAACAGGUGACAUUCUGCAUUUCUGCUGCAUUCCCAUUGACCCAAACUCUAAAUACCAAGAAAGCUCCCUCCGAAACCUCCAUUACUAUGACGCGGAAUCCGCGAUUACCCGCUUGACCCACCUCCAGCCGCACCCGCUUACCCAUCGUCAUGGCGUUCUCGGCCCAUGGGUAUUCGGGUCUCCAGUGGACCCCCGCCUUAGCCCCGACCCACUCGCUCAAACCCCAGACCUUUUCGUCCUUACCUCCGGUCAGAGGCGUGGCCAGUGGGCGUGUCUAUGAUUCCCAUAAGCCGCCCGUGUUGGUGCCGCGCACCUAUCGAGGCCAAUAUCCGUACAUGUUGAUGCUGGAUUGCCGAGGUUGGCGGCAACGUCCGGGCUCGCCCGAGCAAAAGGCCUACAUGUCUUGGCACGGCUUACCCGAGCAGAAUGUGCCCAAGGGCACCCUGGUCGAGUUGAAUGCGGGCGCCAUGGUGGCGGGACAUCUGAACUCUGCGCCCGUGACCAUAUUGAGCUUGGAUCAUGGACCAGAAGAGGUCCGGAUGACCGUGCUCGUGAAGGAGUUAAUUCCGAUCGAGGAGGAGGAUUAUCUUCGCCUGUUGCCCCUGCCUCCGGAUCAGCGUUAUGAGCUCUUGACCGACGAGAUUCGACAUCCAAUUUUGAAGGCUAUCGUGGGCGACACAGUCUGGUAUUGUCCGGCCUCAGGUCGCCGGGAUGUGGGCAUGAUCCAAUACAUCGGGCCCGUGAAAGGUCUUUCGCCCGGACAUUGGUUGGGAGUGGAGUUAUUGGAUUGUAACAAAGGCACGAGCGAUGGGAGUUUCGGUCGAUGCCGCUACUUUUCGGCGCCCAGAUUGAGCAGUGUCUUCGGGACUGUGGGGGAUCUUCUACCCUAUCAAAGCCAAGCAUCACUUUCCCGACGGAAGUCCCAGAAUCACGAAACAUCGAUAAUGGUGAAAAAUCUGGUACCCUCAAAACCUCGGAUUGAGGAGGUCCCAGAGAUAUCCAUUUAUAAUAAGCCUUAUUAUCCGGAUCGAUAUGAAGAUCACAUAGAUCCAGCUCGCUCAUCAAAAGGAUCCUUGGCCUCGAACUCACCCACUACCUUGUCGCCGGUUCAAAGGAGGCCGUCAGUCGUGGACGAGGGCCCUCAGGUGGGCCUGAACGAUCGCGUGGUAUGCUUUCAGGACGGUCAUGACCCUGUUUAUGCCGUAGUUCGAUGGAUCGGUCACGUCCCGGGGGAACGCGAUUUCUUGGCCGGGGUGGAAUUUGAUAACCCCGUGGGCGUGAGUGAUGGCACCUUUCAAAAGAAGCGCUUGUUUAAGACGCGAAAGAACCACGCGUCUCUUCUUCCAUUGGAUUCGUUGCUUCGAGCUCAAGAUUUCAGCUCAAGUGAAGACGACGUGCACAAACAGAGGAACAAAAGAUUCUCCCUCUCCAAUGUCCCCGAGAACGACUUGAACCAAAGAAAGGUCACCGAAUCUUCAACGCGCAAACCUCGGAAUACGCCAAGUCCGGUUAUUCACUCCUCGGAGGGGAUAUCCUCAAGGACGAAUUCACUGAAUCGCCGAGUUUUGGGUCAGGAGCUUCCGAUGCGAUCCCCUGUCAGAAAGAGUAACAAUCAAAGUGAACAAGAGAGCCCAAAAGCUCCGGAUUUUGUCCUGGGAGACUUUGUGGAGCGACAUUCGCCCCAGUCUCAAGGUCCAAAGAACUCUAACACACCAAGUCCAUUGCCCACGCCAAGAUUCUCGCCAUCGCCACCCCCGCCUCCGCCCCGGAAACCGGACUCUCCGAUUUUUGAUCGAUUAUCGCCCACCCACACCUCUCGGAACUCUGAGGUUGAUAUUGGCUCCUUGGUGGAGGUCAAGGUCAAUGAUAUCUCUUUUUUUGGAGUGGUUCGUUGGAAGGGUUGGCUUGCGGAUCAAGACAAGAAAGGAGUUGGCAUUGAACUGGAAGAGGAAAUGAUUGGUGCCACUAAUGGAUGGUACAACGGAACUCAGAUGUUUGCGUGUCCGCAAAGAAAAGCUAUAUUUGCGCCAUACAGCCACUUCAUGCUGGAUCAGCGAUUUCGGCCGGAGGUAUCGCAUAGCCUUUCCGAUUCCGAUGAAAAACACUUUGGCGACCAAGAAUGUCCGGUGGUGCCGGGUUUCCAGGAACCCAUUCAAUUACCUGCCGGAGACAUUGGUCGGAUUUGUGGGCGAAAUCGGGGAAUCCAAGGUCAUCAGAACUCGUGCUACCUGGAUGCCACUCUCUUUGCCAUGUUUUCUUUCACGAGUGUAUUUGACUCGUUGUUGUACCGACCUCAAUCCACAAACGAUAUUCGUGAAUACAAUGAUGUUCAACGGGUUCUCCGAGAGGAGAUUGUGAAUCCUCUGCGAAAGAAUCUGUUCGUUCGGGCGGAUCGGGUCAUGAAACUUCGGAAGUUCCUCGACCAUCUCUCGUCAGUGAAAGGCCUCACUACGGAAGAAAAAGAUCCAGAGGAAUUCCUGAACUCGCUUCUGAGUCAAACCCUAAGGGCGUCUCCUUUCCUGCAGUUGUCCUCGGGGCAGGAAUCUCAUUUAUACCAGUUAUUCGUGGAACGAAACGAGGCCCUUCUCUUGCCCACGGUUCAAGAGCUUUUCGAGCAAUCUUUCAUCACUUCUAACGUGAAGCUCAAACGAGUUCCGUCCGUGCUCAUUCUUCAGAUGCCCAGAUUUGGGAGCCAGUUCAAAGUCUACGACCGCAUUAUGCCCUCGCAACUUCUGGACGUAACAGAUAUCAUCGAGGAUUCCCCCAGGCAAUGCAUCAUCUGUGGAAAACUUGCCACCCACGAGUGCCUUGAAUGCUACGGAGACCAAAGUCCGGGAUUAGAUAGCACGGCCUUUUGUGAUCAAUGUCUGGCCACUGUUCAUAAUCACCACAAAAGAAGGAACCAUCGAGCUACGAGACUCUCCGUUCCAGACGAGUAUCAUUCGAACAGGUCGACAUCGGAUCCCACACCGCGUCUUUUCAUGGAACUUUUUGCCGUGGUGUGUAUCGAGACUUCGCAUUACGUGUCCUUUGUCAAAUGUGGUUUGGGUCCAGACGCGGAGUGGUGUUUUUUUGACUCUAUGGCAGACAGAAAAGGUGAAUGUCACGGUUACAACAUCCCUGAAGUGACGGCAGCCUUGGAUGUGCCCAAAUGGUUGAGUGACGAAGGCGUGGAGAGCCUCAAAGCUCAAAGGGACGAUAAAAUGUUGCCCACCCAAGCUAAACGAUUAAUCUGUGAUGCUUAUAUGUGCUUUUAUCAAUCGCCCGAGGUGAUGAUGUACCAAUAACGACGGCCUUGCCUUCUCCGGCCAAUUGGAUUUUUUGUUGGUAAAAAUGUUCAACCAUAUUCAUGCUAUUCCGUAUGUUACUACGUUGAUUAAUUCGCUAAACUUUUCUACCCAUCAUUUAUAAAAUAUGUUUCCACGGAAAUCCUGUUCUCACGGACAAACAUGGAUAAGAGACGUUUCUCACCGCGUUUCCAACUACAUUCAAUGAAUAUUCAAUCCUGGCUGUGAAUACCUUAUGACUUCAUUCAAUCAUACAUAUUAAUACACGCACUUUACUAACAAACCGA
Tigriopus californicus is the source of this 3631-nucleotide messenger RNA. RefSeq names its product ubiquitin carboxyl-terminal hydrolase CYLD-like (gene CYLD). Gene Ontology annotation, molecular function: cysteine-type deubiquitinase activity; K63-linked deubiquitinase activity. Gene Ontology annotation, biological process: protein K63-linked deubiquitination. The record is from RefSeq and is a predicted model, not a curated record. The transcript has 13 exons. Gene Ontology annotation, cellular component: cytosol. The coding region runs from base 207 to 3344 and encodes 1045 amino acids. Lineage: Eukaryota; Metazoa; Arthropoda; Copepoda; Harpacticoida; Harpacticidae.